Messenger RNA from Cyanistes caeruleus (blue tit), 302 nucleotides. The record is from RefSeq and is a predicted model, not a curated record. NCBI's taxonomy places the organism in Eukaryota, Metazoa, Chordata, Aves, Passeriformes, Paridae.
GCUGUCCCCAAGGAUGUCCCGUGUCCCCCCCCGGCAGCCAAGGCCGGUGACCCCAAGAAGGAGGAGGAAGAGGAGGAGGAGGAGAUCGACAUCGACCUGAGCGCGCCCGAGACGGAGCGCGCGGCUCUCGCCAUCCAGGAGAAAUUCCGCAAAUUCCAGAGGCGGAAAAAGGAGCCGGGGCCCUGAGGGGGUCCCGAGACCCCCAACACUCCUGGGGACCCCCCCUGUCCCGAGCCGGGACCCCGAGUGACAGCGGGGGGUGACACAGCCGGGUGGGCUCCUGCGAGGGGCGGCACGGAGCC